UGUGACGCUGCAUAACAGUGGUCCGCUGCGCAGCAAGCGACGCUCGACGCCCUGACAGGAAGAAUGCUGAGUUGCGCAGUGUGGCCAAUAAUAACGUAUCGGCGGCAAGAAUGUGAUGGCAGCCUGAGGGGAUACUGAGUAAGCGGUGGUCAGCAGAUGCCUAAGCUACGAACGAAAUACGUUCUGUUCAGAGGAAUGGAGGACACUCAGCAGUGCCAUGAUUCGCCGACUAACCAUAACGAAGACCUACUCACCUGUCCGAAACUGCAACUCAACGCCUUCAUACGCGACUACUUGCUAGUUUGUCUACCUGCAUUAGUGUUGACCUUCGAUCUCGGGGUGAGAAGAUGUCGACUGUGUGUCCUGGACCUGAAUCCACGUUUGUCUUCUCCAAUGGGAAAGGGCUCGGACUGCUGCGUGGAGUCGUCGUCCAUCGCGCUCGCGGGUUGCAGUGCCGGAGCAGAAGCAUCGCUUCCUGUCUCUGGCCGAUGGAACAUUUUUCAUUCCAAACCACUGUCCGAGCGGCCGUACGGCGUCGACCAACCCUACGCCUACAUGGCAGGCGCUACAAGCUGUCAACAAUGCCUUGUCGCAGCAUACCGACGUUUCCUAUUGCGGGCUUGGUUCAUCAGCACAGGUCAGCGGUUCGUUCUGUCAGCGUUCCGACCCUGUUUCAUGCUGCAGCAUGGUAUGGAGCCGCUAUCGGUCUUGAGGGUGUCAUUAAGACAGUGUCAGAACCAUUGCGCAUCACAAACGGAUUCAUAGGUUGAGCAUGAGCGAGAAGAGUGACUUAGUGCAUCGUGGUAAGGUCGGCC
This is a messenger RNA of Rhodofomes roseus, 815 nucleotides long. RefSeq lists its product as uncharacterized. The record is from RefSeq and is a predicted model, not a curated record. NCBI's taxonomy places the organism in Eukaryota, Fungi, Basidiomycota, Agaricomycetes, Polyporales, Fomitopsidaceae. The transcript has 3 exons. Bases 157 to 765 code for a protein of 202 amino acids.